CACAAACGUAUGGGUCUGUCCUCCGGCCUUGUUCAUUCCUUAUUUCUCUAAGGCAUAACCAUAAAUCCCCGACCUCACAGAAGGAUGGGGUAGCUUCAUUAAUGAUUUGUCAGGCGCUUAAACAAGCGCCAGGCCCCUCAGGCAGUGCGCGUCCGGGCCCCGAUGCGCGCCCGUGCGCCAGGGGCCGGCCCAGCCCGGCAGAAGGUUACCGGCCAGGCCCAAGCCAACUCCUGAGCAGUCAAGGGGCAGCGCUCCCCGACCUCGGCCGCCCUGGCGCUCUGUCAGGCCAGGCUCGACGCUCCGAACGGGUCGGGUGACACCGCGUCCUCGAGUCCCGGGAUGAGGGAGGGGGAGCCGCGCACCUGCCGGGGCCCGCCCCGCUGUGCGGCCAGGGAGCGGAGCGCAAGGCACCUCCCGCCCCGGCGCGGCGGCGGCAGCCGAAAGGGCACGGCUCGGCCCCCGCCCGCCACAGCGUGGUGCCGGCGGCCGCCCGCCCCCGCCCGCGCACGUGUGCCGGGGAAGGCGUUCGGUGCCGUUCUCCGCCCGGGCGGCGCUUCCCCUCGCUCCCCGCCACCUCCCCUUCGCAGCGGGAGCGGAGAGCAGCCUCCGCCCGACACGCCCGGCAGCGCCGGGGCCGCUCGCCGACGUGCCUCCCGCGCGGGCGGCCGCCCAGCCAGGACGUCGCCGGCGCCGAUGGCCGCCCCGCUGCCCGGUGUGCCGCGCGCCUCAGGGACGGUGGCGGAACCCGAGGGCGGCGGCCCCCACGGCGCAGUGGGCUCCCCCUGCCUGCUCCCCCGAUCCCCCGGGGGGGACCCGCCGCCCUCGCCCCCUGACAGGAGAAAACAGAAAGAUGACAAUAUUUUGGAGAUCUCAUCAAUUCCAAACCCUUUUCCUGAGCUCUGCUGCUCUCCAUUUGCAUCAGUUUUGUCAGCCAGACUGUUGUCCAAGGAAACUUCAAGAAAAAAGCAGGUAAUUAAAGUAUAUAGUGAAGACAAUACUAGCAGAGCUUUGGAAGUACCAAGUGAUAUAACAGCCAGGGAUGUAUGUCAGCUCUUGAUACUGAAGAACCACUACAUUGAUGACCAUAGCUGGACUCUGUUUGAACAACUUACCCACACAGGUUUAGGAAGAGCUAUAGAGGACCAUGAAUUAGUAAUGGAAGUCCAGUCAAAUUGGGUAAUGGAAGAAGAAAAUAAACUGUAUUUUAGAAAAAAUUAUGCCAAGUAUGAAUUUUUUAAAAAUCCACUGAGCUUUUUUCCAGAUCAUAUGAUAUCUUUCCCAAGUGAGACCCAUGCAGCUGUAAGCCACUCUGGGAUAUUACAGAUGUUCCUAAGCUCCAGCACAUAUCCUGAGAUUCAUGGUUAUUUGCAUGCAAAGGAGCAGGGGAAAAAAUCCUGGAAAAAAUUGUACUUUCUUUUGAGAAGAUCUGGCCUUUAUUUUUCCAUUAAAGGUACAUCUAAGGAGCCAAGGCACCUGCAGUUUUUCUGUGAAUUCAGCAAUAGUGAUAUGUACAUGUCUUUGACAGGCAAAAAGAUUUCUGGAGCACCAACAAACUAUGGAUUCUGCUUUAAGCCUAACAAAUCAGGAGGAACCAGAGACCUGAAACAGCUCUGUGCAGAUGAUGAACAAAGUAGGACCUGUUGGAUGACAGCAAUUAGGUUGCUUAAGUAUGGGAUGCAGCUGUAUCAGAAUUACAUGCAACCAUAUCAAGGUAGAAGUGGCUGCAGCCCUUUGAAUAUAACACCUAUGAGAAGCAUUUCAGAAAAUUCUUUGGUAGCAAUGGAUUUCUCAGGACACAGAAGCAGAAUUAUAGAAAAUCCAACAGAAGCCCUUUCAGUUGCAGUCGAAGAAGGAUUAGUGUGGCGGAGGAGAGGUUGUCUACGACUCAACUCACAUGGUAGUCCUAUUGCCAUGUCUAACAUGGCUAUACACCGAUCUCAGUCGUGGUUUCAUCAUAAAAUAUCUAGAGAAGAGGCUCAGAGACUUAUUUUGCAGCAUGGACUUGUAGAUGGGGUAUUCCUGGUACGUGAUAGCCAAAGUAACCCCAAAACAUUUGUAUUGUCACUGAGUCAUGGAUUAAAAAUAAAGCAUUUUCAGAUUGUACCUUUGGAAGAUGAUGGGAAGCUAUACUAUACCCUUGAUGAUGGUCAUACCAGAUUUACUGAUCUCAUCCAGCUAGUGGAAUUCUACCAACUUAAUAAAGGAGUACUGCCUUGCAAGUUAAAACACUAUUGUGCACGAAUUGCUCUUUAACCAAAGUACCUGUUGUUUCAUCAAAGGGAAAGGAAGAUACUGGAAUUUUUUUCCCCUUAGAGGCAGUUUGUAUUGUAAGAAGGGAAAAAAGCAUUACAUUGUAAAGAGUCUAUGUUUAAGCUGCAAAAAAAAAAAAAAAUAUAUAUAUA
Pezoporus flaviventris is the source of this 2402-nucleotide messenger RNA. It is a transcript of the gene GRB14, whose product is annotated as growth factor receptor bound protein 14. The record is from RefSeq and is a predicted model, not a curated record. Gene Ontology annotation, biological process: insulin receptor signaling pathway; negative regulation of insulin receptor signaling pathway. Lineage: Eukaryota; Metazoa; Chordata; Aves; Psittaciformes; Psittacidae. Gene Ontology annotation, cellular component: plasma membrane; cytoplasm.